AUGCCCUUACCAGCUCCUCGCUACCCGUACGUUCGCUCCCAUCCCGGCUCUUCCGAGCAGGAGAUAGCUGCCGAGCCUGACUGGGGUGCUGGGCAUAAUCAUCGCAUUGGUUAUAGAAAUCGACAUGGCCGAGUUGCGGGCCUUACCCACGAGGGUGACCAUGACCCGUACAAUGAUGAAGAUCAUCGCAAGUUCGUCCAAGACGCGAUGCAAAAACAUCGAGAUUUAAGAAAGAGGACGGAGAAAGGCGACCUCCUGAACUUUCAAGACGUGGCAAGAGGCCAAACGGACUUCCAUAGUCACCGACCCGACGCUUAUCCGCCUGGGUGGCGGGUUGUUGUUGAUGCCCGAGAGGAAUGGGUCAAGCAUGAGCAAGACUGGCCGGCAAAUAUCAAACUGCGAGAGAAGCAGGAGAAGCAGAGAAUGGAGGAGUUGGAAGCGAAGAAGAAGCUGGGCGUCAGAAGUGGUGAGGAGGACCACAACGAAGAACACGACUGGCGUCGCGACAACAGCGAAACUUCAGAGAAGCACCAUGAGGCUUACAGUAAAUCUGGAGGGGAGGCUACCCAGCAGCAGCACAACGGAAAGAUAACGAGUGGUCACAACGGAGAUCAGAAGACCGAAUACCAGAAACUGCGAGAGAUAUACAGCCCUCAAGAAAUAACCUUGCUGCGCCUUCUGCAGCACGAGCGUGACCAGACAAAGGCCUUCCAGCAGAAUGAUGGUCGACGAGACUCGCCGGUGAAAGAAGAGGUUCGGAACACGCCGAUCGAAAUCGAUGCCAUCGACGCCAUGACUCCCGAUAAUUGGAUACCACGCAGCAGCAACCUUGUUCGGAAUACAGGCCAGCAUCCCAUGAAUGCAGAGCCUCGACUGGAUGCCCUCUUUUCCGCCGGCCUGGUCACUCCGAACAAUUUGCAUUAUGUGCGCAAUCAUGCGAGCGUUCCUCGGCUGCUUUGGGACACUCACAUCCUCGACGUCUGUGACGGCACGCUCAGGCUUUCCAUGGACGACCUGAAGAACGGCUUUGAGGCGUACAACAUCCAGGUUGCACUAGGCUGUGACGGUAAUCGCCGAGGCGAGUUGAACCUGAUCAAGAAGAGUAAGGGGUUCAGCUGGGGGCCGGGGGCCAUCUCCUGCGCCUUUUGGAAGGGCGCAAUGCUGUACGACGUGCUCUCUGCCGCAGGAGUCGACGGCACAAGCUCGAAUGAAGGUCGGCAGUGGGUCAACUUCGAGGGCGCCGACGAGCCCAGUGAAGGAAAAUACGCGACGUCUAUACCUCUUGACUAUGUCAUGGAUCCUGCCAACGACGUGAUGCUGGCAUACGAAAUGAACAACUCACCGCUGCCCCCCGAUCACGGAUUCCCCGUGCGAGUGCUGAUCCCCGGCUUUGUAGGCGGCCGGAGCGUCAAGUGGUUGUCUCGAAUCUGGAUCACCGACCAUGAGAACGAAUCCUACUACCAUAUAUGGGACAAUCGUGUGCUCCCCUCCUUCAUCACCGAGAAAGACGGCGAGUUUGCACGAACCAUGUUCAACCAUCCUAGCACGGCGUGCAUGGAACAGAACCUCAACAGCGUCAUUGUGCGGCCGGGACAAGGCGAGACACUCGAAAUGGCCGACCUGUUGAAAAGCGACACUUACCGUGUGCAAGGGUUUGCUUACGAUGGUGGUGGCCAUGAAGUCCAACGCGUUGAACUCUCUCUCGACAACGGCGCCACCUGGUUGUACUGCCUUCGCCACUUCCCCGACCGUCCUGUCCGCAAUGGCCGCAAAUUCUGGACGUGGGUCCAUUGGCACAUCGACAUCGACAGUGCACACCUGGCUCGCGCCGAGUCCCUGACGGUGCGCUGCUUCAACGUGUUCAAAAACACCCAGCCGCAACACCCAGUAUGGAACCUGAUGGGCAUGAUGAAUAAUGGAUGGUACGUGGUAAAGUUGUCCGUGGACACCAAGGGACAACUCCUCUUUCGGCAUCCUUACCAUCAGGAGGGAACUAAUGAGGGCUGGAUGACUCCCUCCACGGAAAACCAACUCGCCGCUGCGAAACAGGACGCCGGCGUUCCCGACAAACAGUUCACCCGGCAGGAGAUCGAAUCCCACAACUCCAAGGACGACGCUUGGCUUGUGAUCAACGGCAAUGUCUACGACGUGACGAGCGUGCUGGCGUGGCACCCCGGCGGCACUGCAACAAUCCUCGCUAACGCGGGCAAACUGUCUCUCGAAGUCACGAGCGCAUUCGAGAGCAUCCACGAUGACUACGCACACAAGAAACUCCAGGAAUGUGUGAUUGGGCGGGUCAGCGAGAAGGCCGAGACCUUCAUGCGUGAGCAGGCGAAAGCAGAGGCUGAGAAGGAAAAGAUGAGCGGGAACGGCAACCACCACCAAGUACUGCUGCAGAGCAAGAAAUGGGUGCCGGUGAAACUGGUGGCGAGAAAGCAGCUUUCCAACGAUACUUUCGCCUACACCUUCUCGUACAGAGACACCUAUCCUGCGAACAGUCCGAGCAAAAGCCGCCUCAAGCUCGGUCUCGGCACAUGCCAACACAUCCAGAUGGGAAUUCACAUGCUGGACAAACUCCUGAUCCGCUCGUACACGCCGACCCGCCCCGUUAUUGGUCUUGACAGCACCGACGACGACGAGACCUUCGAACUCACCAUAAAGACAUACUUUCCUGACGAAAACCAGCCCGGCGGCGCAUUCAGCAAUUUCCUCCACGAACUACCGCUCGGCCAGACUGUCGAAGCCAACGGCCCCACCGGCGAGAUCACAUACAUGGGCAACGGACGCUUCGACAUUGAAGGUAAAACCCGCGUGUUCCACAAGGUCAACCUGAUCCUCGGCGGGAGCGGGGUCACUCCAGGAUACGCGCUCCUACAGCGCGUAGCACAGGAAAGCCUGACUAGCGACGACAGCAAUGCCCAUGUUCACAUCCGAGUCGUCGACGCGAAUAAGUCCGAACAAGACAUCCUCCUCCGCGAGCAACUCCAUGACAUCGAGCAGCGGAGCGCUGGGAGGAUUCAAAUCACCCAUGUCAUCAGCCAUGCCGCUGACCAAGAUCAAUGGGGGAGAGAUGGCGGAUUGACCGGCCACAUCAACGCCCAGAUAAUCCGGGAAAAGCUGUUCCCACCGGCAGUGGUACGCCAAAAUGGUAACCACGUUGACACGGACGACACCCAGACGUCUACACGAGGAGAGGAGGGGGAGAUGGCAGGAGUCGUCACGUUCCUUUGUGGUCCGCCGAGCAUGAUCCAAAAAGCUGCAUUGCCUGCUUUGAGAGACUGGGGUUUCAUAGAGGAUGAGGAUUGCUUUGGGUUCUAG
Exophiala mesophila is the source of this 3318-nucleotide messenger RNA. RefSeq lists its product as uncharacterized. The transcript is spliced from 4 exons. The coding region runs from base 1 to 3318 and encodes 1105 amino acids. Lineage: Eukaryota; Fungi; Ascomycota; Eurotiomycetes; Chaetothyriales; Herpotrichiellaceae. The record is from RefSeq and is a predicted model, not a curated record. Gene Ontology annotation, molecular function: oxidoreductase activity; molybdenum ion binding.